Gadus macrocephalus (Pacific cod) is the source of this 2314-nucleotide messenger RNA. RefSeq names its product odorant receptor 131-2-like. Bases 464 to 1837 code for a protein of 457 amino acids. NCBI's taxonomy places the organism in Eukaryota, Metazoa, Chordata, Actinopteri, Gadiformes, Gadidae. Gene Ontology annotation, biological process: G protein-coupled receptor signaling pathway. Gene Ontology annotation, molecular function: G protein-coupled receptor activity. The record is from RefSeq and is a predicted model, not a curated record. The transcript has a single exon. Gene Ontology annotation, cellular component: membrane.
ACUGAAUCGGCUGGCAGCCGAGUGUGAAGCGGCUGGGAUGAUGAUGACCACCGCUGAAUCUGAGGCCAUGACUCUUAGCAGGAAACCAGUGGAUUUCCUACUCCGGGUAGGAAAUGAGUCCUGAGCCCAAGUGAAGGAGUUCAAAUAUCUCGUCUUGUUCACGAGUGAGGGUACGUGUGAGUGAUGGAGCGUGAGAUUGGCCGGAGAAACGGAGCAGCGGAGGCGGUAUUGCGUUCGCUUUAUGGAUGAUGAUCGAAAGAACGAGAUUGACGAGAUUGAUUAUAUUAUAGAUAAUAAGGAACUGCCACUCUCGAUUUUGUCCAACCAGAAAUCCCAUCUGUUUAUACUGAGAUCCCUCCAAUCAACACAUUUGACAAGGGCUUGUAACAGGCCUGUGGCUGCCACCAGCAAUUUUGUUGAAAGAUACUUUCAACAAGCAUAACAAAAAAUGCUUCUAAAAUAAAUGUUCUACCCUAGCUCGGGAAGAAGUCACACAAGUGCACAUGACAUCAUCCCCAGUGUAGGCAUUGUCACCAUGCCUACAGUGGUGUUGAUGUCAAAUGAUCGCAUCACCUGCCGGUCAAUGGAAAAGGGACCUGAUAUAUUGGGAGACUUGGCAAGCAAACACUCAGAGCAUCCCUGGGUUUACGAGAAUAAUCACCACUAUACUAUCCACUCUGUACUCAGAAGAAAUGUAUGUGGAAGGUAUUUAUUUUCUUCCUUUUACGUACUUAACAUAGAGUGGCUACAGGAUUGUUUGGGGACCAUUUUGUUGUCGUCUUAUUGGUCCUUUGUUACACUGUCCUUAAUGACCUUCCGGUAUUUAGCUGUGAUGCAGAGUGCAGGACAUUUAAGGGUCAAUGUUAGUGGUAGCGUGGAGUAUCAAGCCUCACAGGAGAUGAUUGUGUUCUGCACUUUAUCUGUGGGGAUAAGCUGUACUUUUCUCUACAUAAACUGUGUUCUGUUGUACAUCUUGAGGAGCAAGCCAGUUUUUUGUGAGACUUCCCGUCACAUUCUGUUAUUUAACCUUCUCUUCGCAGAUACUGCCUUUCUUUUGACAAGUUUUUUGCUCUACUUACUUGCUGUUUUCAGGUUGAGGCUGAAAUUUGAUGUUUGUGGUUUGCUUGUAAGCUUUGGUGUUCUCGUAGACAUCGUCUCACCUCUUACUCUGGCAGUGAUGUCCCUUGAGAGAUAUGUGGCUGUGUGCUUUCCUAUGAGACAUGCAAACCUUGUCACCGGCAGAAACACAGGAGCAGCCAUCGCUGUUGUGUGGACCAUAUCUGGUGGCAAUGCUCUAAUACGAGGGUUAAUACUAGUUGGUUGGAAAAAAUAUUUUGAUUUAAAUGUGGAAAUGAAAGACUUCUGCUCGAAAGAGGCACUGUUUGUGGCACCGAUGUCCAGUGCAAUGGAUAAAGCAUUUUGUGCUGUUGUGUUUGCAUUCGGGGGAAUGGUAGCUAUUCUUUCCUACGUUGGUGUGACGUUGGUAGCCAGGUCAGCCUCAACAGACAAAGCCUCUGCUGGCAAGGCUGGAAAAACUGUUUUACUUCAUAUGAUUCAGUUGGUGCUGAUCCUCAUCGCUACCAUCUACUCUAGUAUUCUCCUAAGCCUUGCUAGAAUAGUGGACAGAACCACUUUGAUUCGUCUCUACAACAGUUUUUUUGUGGUUUUGAAUCUAUUAUCCAGGUGUUUCACUGCUCUUAUCUAUGGGCUCAGAGACCAAACGAUCAGACCUCUCCUCUUGAAAGGGCUCUGUGGUCAUCAUGAAUGCUUGGCCCCCACAAAUCUGUUGAUGUCAAAACAACCAUGUAAUCUCAAUCACCUUGUCUUCACUUCUUAACCCGUUUUCUUAUGUAACCAAAUAGUUAGGUGUAGUCAGGUUAAUUCCAAUUUUCAUUAGAUCAGCUAAUGAUGGCCAGAUCAUGUUACCAAGUCCAAAAUCAAAUACUUUAAAGAGAACAGCUAUUUAUCGUGAAACCAAUCAUCAUUGGAAUAAUUACCCACUGAAUAUACGUAAAUUGAAUAGCAAAGUAUCUUUUAAGCACCAUUUGAGAAUGCACUAUUUAAAUAUUUACUACAUCACUAUAGCAUUCAUACACUGUAUGAAUGCUAUAGUGAUUGUAUGACCCAUGAAUGUAUAACUUUUUCUGAAUAAUAUCUGAUGAUGUUUAUAAUGAUUUACUGCUUUUCGAUUAUCAUUGUUAACUGAAUUACGAUUUGUGUCCUGUGUAUUGCUAUGUUUUUUGUCAUUCUGUGUGGACCCCAGGAAGACUAGCUUGCCCUACUUUGGUGACAGCUAAUGGGGAUCCUUUUAAAC